AUGAACAUCUCACCGAUUAUUCCUUUUCUUCUGUUCUUAUUUUUUGUCGAUAGGAGCAGUGCAAGAAGUGGAGGAAGGGGUGGUGGAGGUGCUAGAGGAGGCUCGCGGGGAGGUUCCAGAUCCAGAGGGGGUGGUAAAUUCCAUUCCAGUUCUAGUCACUCAUAUGUUCACUAUGACUCUUCUUCGUUUCGUUCGACUGUUUUCAAACCAUCCACUUCCAGUUCAUACUUUUCAACGGGCACCACUGGAAACACUUAUAUAAUCAAUCAACCAGCAACCCCGAUUAUUUACGAUAAUCAUUACUACUACUGGCACGGAUAUUAUCAUAGUCGCCCUGAAAAGAAAUCGGUCUGUGAGUAUACAAUCACGGCUGAAGAUGGUGAACUUUUUAAUGUAACGUUUUCAAAUGGAACAACACCAAAAUCGUUAACUUUUGGGUGUGGAAGUUUUGAAGAAUGUUGUGGAAUGUCUUGUUGUAGUACUGUUGGAACAUGGAUCGCAGUAACCAUUUGCUUGCUUUUCGUGAUAAUAGCAUUGGGCUAUGGAUGUUGGGUAGGUUGA
Caenorhabditis briggsae is the source of this 561-nucleotide messenger RNA. Bases 1 to 561 code for a protein of 186 amino acids. NCBI's taxonomy places the organism in Eukaryota, Metazoa, Nematoda, Chromadorea, Rhabditida, Rhabditidae. The record is from RefSeq and is a predicted model, not a curated record. The transcript has 4 exons.